Messenger RNA from Plutella xylostella (diamondback moth), 7025 nucleotides. The record is from RefSeq and is a predicted model, not a curated record. NCBI's taxonomy places the organism in Eukaryota, Metazoa, Arthropoda, Insecta, Lepidoptera, Plutellidae.
ACCGGUCUGAUCAGUUCGACGGAGGCCUGCGCCCGCGCAUCGCCGCAUCCCACCACACCGGCGGCGCGGACGCGUCUUUUUUUUUAACAAAACACACCGAUAUUUUUGAUCCAGCCACGCUUCUCGCCCCGUCUAUGAAGCUAAACCCAAAAAGUGACAAACAUUAAUCCUAGCCGAAAUAAGACUUUUCGAGCACAGGAUACGAGAAAGUGACGCGUUCUUGCAGCUUUUUUGCAAAGUUGCAGCUUUUGCAAAAGCCCGAGUGAAACUUACAGUGUGGUAUAGAAAAAAAGUUUAGUGCGCUGUUGUGUUGGGCUGUGGUGGUGAAAUCGGGUUUGGAUUGCUGUGCUUUUAGUUACCUGGACCAAUUACUUUGGCGAGAGCUGCAUUGUAUGGAACUUUAUCUGAUUAAAAACUGAUGCGUUGACGGCGUGCGUGCGCGUGCGCAGUAUGCGAGGCGUCACGUGACAUGGCGUCCGACGCGCGCCCGCGCUCGCCGCUAGAUGGCAGCAGGCGGCGGAGAGAGUUUAACAGGUCCCCGUACGUGACGCUGGGCGCCGUGCGCUACGCCGUGGUGCGCGCGCCGCCGCCGCGAGCCUGCCCGUGCCGCUGCUGCUCCGAGGAGGCGGUGGCGGCGUGCCUCGGCCGCGCCAAGCCCGACCGCCGCACGCUGGAGCGGCUGCAGCGCCGCCUGGGCCGCGGCGCGCGCGACGAGCGGCCCUCGCGCCACCAGCGCCUGCAGGCUCUGACCGAGCGCCUGCUGCCGCGCGCCGCCACCGCGCCGCCGCCCGAGCCGCCGCCGCCGCCGCACUCCGCGCCCGUGCUGCCUCCCGUCCCCCCCCCCCGCACCCGCCACCGGCACAGCCCGCCCCGCGGCGUCUCCGUCGACCGCGCCUCCCUCUCCGACUUCGACGCCGACAACAUCACCCUCUUCAGAGUGGAACCGCGCUCCAUUGUCGGCUCUUACGCGCAAAAAACUAUUCCGUACAGAAGUGCAUCGUUCUCUCAGGGUGACUUUGCCGCUGACAAGUACGUCGCGCGUGCAACGGCUCGACAACAAUCGAUUUUCGAUUUCGGGAAGCGACCGACCGUUCGAGUGGUUGAGGAGGAGCCUGCUGCUUCAUGUGCCAGCCGGACUGAUGCCGAGUCCGCCAGCCUCGCCACCGAGGAGACGGCGACGGAGGGGGGGUCCGUCGCGUCGGUGGACUCGGCCGUCGGCUCCGACGAGGGUCUCAUAGCGCACGCGUCCCCGGCGCCACGGUCACUGCCUCCCGAUGGACCUCACAAACAGUUGGGUGCUCGGUCUCUGACGCAUCCCUUGCCGCGACGAGUGCCACCGGUGGUGGAAAAAGCCCCAGCAGGAGCCAGUAGCUUGCCCGUAUUAAUGGCACCGCGAGUGUUACAUGAACUACGCGAGGAGAGUGACGGCUCCCAAGCCGACAGUGCGCAGGCUCACAGUGAAGGAACUUCUCCCCUCGAGCCAGCGCAACCGUUUGCGUUCCCCCCGCUCCCCGCUCCUCCGGAGAAUGCUUGUGCUAAUGCAGACUGUGACUGUGCGUCUUUCCCCGUAGCCCGAGAUGCUUCAGAGAGUUCUAUUCCAGUGCCAGUGUAUGAGUGUAUAGUGAAACAGUGGUCGCAGGAGUUAACCCCCGAGGAACCGUCGCGCUCAGAUGCUGCAUCUGACGGAUCUUUAGAUCGCGACAAAGAGGACGAGACAAUUACUAGUGAGCAAGUAGCUAGUUUGCUAGCAGCCGUUCAAAACCCAUGCACGCCCGUGCCAAUCGGCUCCAGAGAGCGAAGAAGACCUCUGGAUAAGACGAAACGACGAAAAGGCAUUUACAUUACGAUAGCCAGUGAUGAUGGUGGUGAAGAGGACCCACCGAGUUCUGUAAAUGGAAAACGAGACAGCAGUGAGACCUCGUUACAAGACAUGCGGCUUUCAUCUGAAGCGAGAACAUCAUCUUUACUCGGAGAUAAGUCCGAUGACUCAUGUGCUAAUGGCCCACCAAGUCCUUGCGAAGCUCAGAUUUCAUUGCUUUGGCCUCGCUCCGAAGACCUCAAAAUGAGGCGAAUGAGGCUGUCUCAACAAAGUUCGGACGAGAGAGAUGAGGACUCUUACCGGGCUCGCCGUAAGUUUGGUGUGACAUCCCGAGGGGACUCUCCGUCAGAGUGUGAAAGUGAGAACUCUUAUUCCCGCGACCGGACCGCUUCGCCUUCGCCUUUUAGCCCGUCAGACGCUUCUGACGUGGAGGCUCGUCGGCAGCAGUUGAGGAAGUUCGGGAAGACUUUAGAGGCUCCGUCGAGUCGUUCAGUGGACGUCGGUCGUAGGAGCUUCUCGGACGCAACAGUGCCGGGUCGUAAAGUGAGUGCGGGUUCGGGAACCAGUGUCGGGACCAGGCCCCGUGGCCCUACCCAUGUGCGAGCCACGUCAUCUCCCUCAAAGCUGGCGGGAGUGAGGCCGGGGGCUGAUCUCCUAGCAGAGCUGCUCAGGGGGAGUUCAGAAGCUCUGUCAAACUCCUCCGCCUUCGACAACGUCGUACUAACUCUGCACCAGCACAACGACACGAGAACGCACGUCGUGGUCGAGCUAUAUGAGACUGAAAAAUCAUACGUGGAGGCGCUCGAAAUAUUAGUCAAGAAAUACCUCCAGCCCCUCAAGAGUCCGGAGAAUGCGGCCCUACUGGACGCGUUCACCGUCGACGAGAUCUUCUAUCAAGUGCCGAGCAUCCUCAAUGUGCACCAGGUCUUCCUGGAGCAGCUCAGGAGACGGCUCGAGCAAUGGGAUUUGCAGCAGAAAGUUGGAGAUGUUUUCUUGGAUGUGUUUACAAAACCCACCGUGAUGGACACCUACAUGUCUUUCAUAAACAACUUAAAGAAAGCGAAGGAAACGAUAAAGUUGGCUGCAUCAUCACGACCAGCCUUCGCGAGGUUCCUCGAUGCCAUGGCCAGAGACCACAAGGGGAAAUUGUCACUGGACAACCUACUGAUAAAACCGGUGCAGAAGUUUCCAAGCUACAAGCUGCUUAUACAGAGGCUGAUUAAACACACAGACCAAACACAUCCCGACCACAAACUCCUACUUGAAGCGCAAAAAGAAAUCCACGAGUUACUAGAAUUAAUAAACUGUACAGAACGAGAAAGCUUAGAGCUGGAAAUGCAACAGCAAACUCUGAGAGAACUGGAGCAAAUGAUCGAGGGUUUAUCGAACUUAGUGACUCCAGACCGAAUGUUCCUGAGACAAGAGACGGUGACCAUGCCGUCAGCGCAAGGGGCGAUCAAAGAUCGGGCUUUAUUCCUCUUCAGCGAUCUCCUUCUGAUUACAAGCGUCAAAAGAAGAACGGGGACAAUAAAAAAACCUAUUCCUUCAUACCAGUACCAAACGAGUAUAGCAAGUCAAAUGGAGGGUAAUAAGUACAAGCUACUGAUGAGAAUAUCUUUGGCAGAUCUCGAAAUUGUUAAGGUUGACCUUGAACGGGCUAAAGCGAAAGAUGAAAACUUGCGAAAAAUAAUGCUGGAAGUAGAAACAUUAAUAGAAGAUGUUAAUACACUGACUAGGAUAUCAGAAAAUGUGGCAGCUUUACAUACACAACACGCAUCGUUAGAAGAAAUGGUCAGAGAUAUGCUACACAAUUUGAACAAACAACUAUCUGAAAGACAGAAUAGUGAUACACAACUAUGCUACAUGGAGCUCAGUUUAAAUACUUCAAAUGGACCAGAGAACCUAACGGUAAUAUUCCCGAAAACAGAGAAACGGAACAAUUGGGAAGAGCUAAUAAAUGAAACUAAACAGAAGCUUUGUUUAUACAGUCAAGAUCGGCCACCUCCCGAGUUCCUGUCUCCAGUUCCCAUCAGGAAAACUCGAGCUGGCUUGCAGUUCACGUGCGCUGCUCCCACCAUACCACCCAAAGGGCAAGCUCCUGAUGUUUGGGUGUGCAACAGCGACGGCUACGUGGGCCAAGUCUGCGUGCUGACCCUCUCCCCGAAGCCGCAGGUCACGUCGUGCAACGGCGUCUGCAACGCGCGCAUACUGUGCGUCGCGUGCGUGCCGCCCUCGCACCCCACCGUGCAUGUACCAAGCACGAGUUCGUUGAACAGCUCGAGUUCAGGCAAGCCCGGCAUCAGUGUUCGUGACCCUGAUGAUAGCUGCAAGAACAUACGAUUGGACAGCUCAUCAUCCAGCGACGAAGACGACGACGGUUCCUCAACGAGCGAGAACAUAGACGCGCUAUCCCUCUCUGACACACGAAGCCACGACUCAGCCAGCCUGCGUCUCCAGAACAACCUGGCCUCCAGUGGCAACCAUCGACAGACGUCUCUCACUCCCAAUCAUAGCAAGAGCAUGAGCUCACCGUAUACUGGACAGAGUAUUACAGUGCAUCCUGUCAUGAAGUCCAGUUCGAACCCGGCUGUUGAUAAGCAAGCUAUGGGGAUCAAUUCUGGUGGAAGAUCUCUAUUGGGUACACUAUCAUCGCCGGCCAGCAGACAAUCCUCAGAAGACAGUUCCACAGCAAACCAACCGACCAUGUGGCUGGGCACAGAAGACGGAUGUAUACACGUAUACAACUGUCUAGACAACAUACGGAUCAAGAAGAACAAGGUCAAGAUGCAACACAACUCGGGGGUGCAUUCUAUUGUGUUUGUGGAAGGAAAAGUGUUUGUUGCCCUCGGAAAUGGUGAUCUUGUGGUUUACUGCAGAGAUAUAGACGGGUCUUGGGCGGAGAAGACCACGAUCCCGGUGGGCACGGGCAGCGCGCCUGUGAGCGGCAUGCUGCUGUCCGGCGGCAAGCUGUGGUGCGCCACGCACGCUUCUAUCAAGAUUAUUAAUCCGCAUUCUUUGAAGGUGGACGAAACAUUCCAAAUCAGCACCGAGAGCAAGCCAAUAAGCCACAUGGCGGUGGCCAACGGCGCCAUCUGGCUGUCUCUGCACAACGCGGCGCAACUGCGCUGCUACCACGCCGCCAGCCGCGAGCAGCUCGCCGAGAUCAACAUCACGCCCUACGUCACCAAGAUGUUGCAUGGUUGCGACGACAUAAUCCGGCAGCACAAAGCAGCCUGCCUCCGCGUGACGGCGCUGCUCGCGCACCGCGACACGCUGUGGGUGGGCACCAGCGCCGGCGUGCUGCUCACCGCGCCGCUGCACAACUCGCCCAAUAGCAGCGCGGCUAACUUCACUACGCCGCCGCUUAGUGGCGUAACCUACGGGCACACGGGUCACGUGAGGUUUUUGACGAUAGUGGAAAACCCAGCAGCAACAAAACCGACAAAACCAACGCAGUCAUCACUGAAGACGAAAGCUUUGAGCCGCAGAUCGGCCAAUGCUGAGAAACUACAGAAACAAGCAGAGCCACCUCAGAACACUAAAGAAACCCUGAUAAUAUCGGGCGGUGACGGAUACGAAGAUUUCAGAAACUCGUCCAGCACAGAAGAUGCAGGCAGAGAGGACUCUACUAAUCAUUUACUUCUGUGGAAGGUUUGAAACAAGCGGAGGCCAACAGGGUUCAUUUCUAUUUCCAACGCUUUCGCGUGUGAAGGUGUCGGGAGAUUUAGUUCGAAUCAGACUCGAGUUUCCGAAGACUUGUUAUAGUUCUCGGGGGCCGAAGUAUCGAUGAAAAGCCUAAUUAUAUUUUUUAAAUGUUUUUUUCGUUGAAUGUAAUUAGCGUAUGAUCCUGCUUUGUUUUAAAAAGUAAACGUACUUUAUGGUAAAAAUAAUCGUCUAAAAUUAAAUGUUUUUUGCACGUGCGGGCGAUGGUUUGGUAUUGUUGAGAUUAUUAACGAUUUAAUUAGGGCAUAAAAUGUCUGUAUCAUCUUUAGAGGUUAUAAAAUUUAUAGAAAGUUUUUGAAAGUAUUUUAAAUGUAAUGCAGUAUUAAUAAUUAUUUUUAAAUAAAUGCGUAAUACAUUCAUAACCUGUUUAUACCAUGUUUGAUAAAAGUGUUUUUAGAUCUUUUGAUGUACCAUAUCAAGACAAAUAAUCUAUUAUAAUUAUAUGAAUGUCCAUAUACCUACUUACCGUUGUCUAGAAUUUGUGAUGUGUAAAUGUUGAGAUCCUAAUUUGUCCAAGAAAUAGGUGUGAGCGUUUUGCGAUAUACAGCCUAUUUACAAUACAGCGAUCUCCAAUAUAUCUACCAAACUUGUAGAUUAUGGAGAAAGCCUACAAAAUUCGAGAUCGUGUGUGUGCAAAAGUAAACAGCUACAUCAUUUUGUCGUUAUUGUAUCAUCGGCGAAUUGGUCAUAGACCUACUUUAAAUCUAAGAACAGAUAGCUUACCGCAGCCUGUAGUCUACAAAUACACACAACAUUUCAAAAUCUGACGAGCAUAGAUUUUUCAGAUAAGUUUCAUCCCGACAAAUAAACGUUGAAAAAAAUAAUUGCAAAAAGUAAUAUUGUCAUGAAAUAAAUAGGUACCGAUUGAUAAAUAACUUUUUUAUACAAUGUUGAAUGCUAACAUUGAUUUUCCAUUUUUGUUUACUAUCUUCUUAUGUCGGGAUUGUCGGGCUCUAUUUAAAUUUUCAGCAGAAAUUGUCACGAGUACAAUAUGUAAGUAGUCAAUACUGACUUGUUUAGGGUAUUAUAUAGCUGUAUAUUAUUGCACAUGAAGUCACACUUUAAAUUGCCUUACUUCUAAUCGUUAUUUUUGGAAAUUUUGAACAAUUUCAGCUUAGUCAUAAUAAAGGUCUCUUCUAUUAUAAUGUAUUUUUAAUUUGUGAAGAGUAAUAAUUAAGAAAUCACAUACAUACUUCUUUAAAAUUUCAUUGGAAUAUACUUAAGUGAACUAGCUGGUUUCACAUAGCUUGUAGUUCUGACUUCUUGUCUAUUUAAGUAGAUGGUAUUUAUAUGAUAUCGUACUUACACGUUGUGUUAACAUCUUUUUCAAAAUGUUUAAAUUUCUGUGAUUGCUCAAGAAGUAUUCGAGUGUUACCUGCUCUGAGAUUAAAUGUGGAAGAAACAGAUUAGAAUAAUGAAAUAAUUGAUUGUUUGGAUUCUAAAAGAUGUAAUAUUGCAGAUGGUAUUAAACAAACGUGACAUA